AUGCUCCAUAUUAGAGUUUCUGUUGAUAUGUGUUUGCAGAAUGUUCCUAACACACCAUGUGUCUUCUUAGGUUGCUUGGAUCCUGAGAAAUUCAAGGACUUUAAACUUGUUAAACGCACUCAGCUCAGCCAUAAUGUGGCUAAAUUUAAAUUUGCUCUUCCAACACCAACAUCAGUGUUGGGACUUCCUAUUGGACAGCAUAUUAGUUGCAGAGGAAAAGAUAGCCUUAAUGAAGACGUUGUCAAACCAUAUACCCCAACAACUUUGGAUUCAGAUGUUGGAUACUUUGAAUUAGUCAUAAAGAUGUAUCCACAAGGAAGGAUGUCUCAACAUUUUCAAGUGAUGCGUGAAGGUGACUAUCUGGCGGUAAAAGGACCUAAGGGACGAUUCAAGUAUCAGCCUAACCAAGUUAGAGCUUUUGGGAUGCUAGCUGGAGGCACUGGCAUCACUCCGAUGUUCCAGGUUGCCAGAGCCAUAUUGGAAAAUCCUAGUGACAGAACAAAUGUACAUCUUAUAUAUGCCAAUGUCACAUAUGAGGACAUUCUAUUGAAAGAAGAGUUGGAUAAUCUUUCCAGUAACUUUCCCAAUCGUUUCAACAUUUAUUAUGUUUUGAAUCAGCCUCCUGAAAUUUGGCAAGGUGGUGUUGGGUUCAUAUCAAAGGAAAUUAUUCAAACUUACUGCCCUGCACCAGCACCUGAUAUUAAGAUUUUAAGAUGUGGGCCACCGCCCAUGAACAAAGCUAUGGCUGCUAACCUCGAGAGUCUGGGAUACAGUCCGGAAAUGCAGUUCCAGUUUUAGGUCUUUGCUGGAGCUCUCCAAUGGGGUUUCCUAUCCCUAGCAUAAAUAAAGGAUUUUUAUUUAGGAUUACAUGACAUUUGAAAAUGAGAGUGUAGCUUGAAGAGGUUCCUGCAUUGUCCUUAAUAGUUAAACAUGGUUUAAAAAAAAGUGCAGAACAAGCUUCUGACUUCUCUGCUAUAAGCUCUCUAGUUUUUAAGGUAAAGAAUAUUUUAGUAGACUUAUUGCGGUGCCACUGAAAAUGAGCAACAUGAUGCAUAGGGUUUUUUGCAGUGCCCGUAGUUCCCUUAUUUCUUUUCGACCGUAUCAAGAAGGUAGUUGAGAGUUUUUUCUUCAAUU
This is a messenger RNA of Prunus avium (sweet cherry), 1134 nucleotides long. The record is from RefSeq and is a predicted model, not a curated record. NCBI's taxonomy places the organism in Eukaryota, Viridiplantae, Streptophyta, Magnoliopsida, Rosales, Rosaceae.